CCUGGGCAGGGCUCGGGGCCUCCGCGCGCGGAACAUGGAGCUGGGGGAGUUCGAGCGGGACAACGCGGGCAGCUGCCGCCUGAGCUCCCCUGUGCCCGAGCUGUGCCGGGCCGGGCCCUGCUGCCUGGGCAUCGAUGAGGCCGGCAGGGGGCCCGUGCUGGGUCCCAUGGUCUAUGCUGUUUGCUACUGCUCAUUGGCCAAGCAGGAGGAGCUGGGAGCUCUGAAGAUGGCAGACUCGAAGACUCUGACGGAGGCCGAGCGGGAGCAGCUGUUUGGGACGCUGGAGCAGGCCAGGGACUUCGUCGGCUGGGCCCUGCACAUCCUCUCGCCCAACCUCAUCAGCACCAGCAUGCAGCAGCGGGCGAAAUACAACCUCAACGCCCUGUCCCACGACACGGCCAUCGGGCUGAUACAGCACGUGCUGGAUGCGGGAGUGCAGGCGGUAGAGGUCUUUGUGGACACGGUGGGGCCGGCGGAGAAGUACCAGGAGAAGCUGAAGCGGCUCUUUCCGGAGCUCGAGGUGACUGUGAGGCCGAAGGCUGAUUCCCUCUUCCCCAUCGUCAGCGCGGCCAGCAUCUGUGCCAAGGUGGCGCGGGAUCGUGCUGUGAAGAACUGGACGUUCCCGGAGGAUCUGGGGGAUGUGAGGAUGGAGUAUGGGUCUGGGUACCCCAAUGAUCCCAAGACCAAGGAGUGGCUGGCACAGUGCCUGGACCCUGUGUUCGGGUACCCACAGUUCGUGCGUUUCAGCUGGAGCACGGCCCAGACCAUCCUGGAGAGCAAGGCCGUGCCUGUGCGCUGGGAUGACAGUGAGGACGACCCGGCGCAGAAGGGCACCCGCUCCGUCCUGUCCUUCUUUGCUCGCAAAGAGUCUUCCAAACGCCAGCCCCACCGCUUCUUCCACGAGUGCAAGCUGGAGACAGUGACUGGGCUGUAGUGGGCACCAGGGGGUGGAGGGCUGGCCCCAUGCCUGCGCCCCCCAGCUGGCCCCAUGCCCACACCUCCUAGCUGGCCCCAUGGCCCCCUCAAGUCAGCGAGAACUUUUGACGCGCAGCGUCUGGGAUUGUAUUUAAUUGUGAUGCCAGCAGAUCUGAGCCACCCUCUCCAGGGGCUGGGAGGAGCUGAGCUGUAAAGGGGGAUUUUAGGAACCAGUUGCCCCAGUCUCGCUGGCGCCUCCUUGCUGUGGAUUCCCCAAUUUUACCCACUUUGUUUUAGUUAAUAAAACAUUUUGAAAAGUC
Molecule: messenger RNA, 1235 nt
Organism: Gopherus evgoodei (Goodes thornscrub tortoise)
Lineage: Eukaryota; Metazoa; Chordata; Testudines; Testudinidae
Gene: RNASEH2A
Product: ribonuclease H2 subunit A
Exons: 8
Coding region: 35-934 (299 amino acids)
Biological process (GO): DNA replication, removal of RNA primer; mismatch repair
Cellular component (GO): ribonuclease H2 complex
Molecular function (GO): RNA binding; RNA-DNA hybrid ribonuclease activity
Source: RefSeq, a predicted model, not a curated record